Messenger RNA from Danaus chrysippus (African queen), 4284 nucleotides. The record is from the annotation of a GenBank genome assembly. Lineage: Eukaryota; Metazoa; Arthropoda; Insecta; Lepidoptera; Nymphalidae.
AUGUGCGUUCAUUCAUUCGUCUUGUCUUAUCACCCCAUUCCAUACCCACCUACGUCGGAACCGGGAAUCAAACGACGUGAACAGAGACCGGAGCCUUUGUCGGAUGACUUUUUAUUCUCAAUGUCUUCGAGUUCAGAGAAUAGAUUGUCGUACGCAUCAAGUCCUGAGAGCGAUUUGGAUAUAAGUCCGCCGCCUGCUCCAAGAUUAGUGAAGUCUUCAUCAGACCCAUCGAUAGCGACCACCCAAGAUAACAUGGACCGCGACGACGAUAUCAACCUUAUGGCCGAACCAGUUCCACCUCCGUAUACGCAAGGUGGUUAUGAUAGCAAGUAUGGGUUCGCUAACGGGAACAGCAAUGGCACUCAGAGCCUGCCGACCGAGGCCCCGCCAUAUCAGAUGCAGUCUUCGCCGCCGCACUCACCUUUGUAUGGAACAGUACCCGAGCUUCCCCCCCGUGGCCCUCCUCCCGGUGCAACCCCCUCCAGGCCGACGGGUGGUGUACUACUGCCCGCACCUCCCCCCACACGACACGGACUACGACACACUAAUAAUCCUCGUCCUUCAGCCCAGGAGCGUCUGUUCGGGUCCAAGGAGGGCGAGGACCCGUACAGCGGCCGGCCGCAGCAGGGCUCGCUGGACAGACACAGACAUACUAACAACCCGCAGAGUUCAUACGACGGUACAUAUGACUACAGCAGCAACGCUCACAACCCGUCUCGACUCCCGCCUAACGCGCCGGACGACCUUAAAGUUGCUCCCACCAUUAAAAUGGAACCUCAGCCGUCGUCGAAUCCUGCGAAUAUGGCAACACAGAGCCCGCAGAGAAACUCAAACUCACACGAACACAACUCGUUGGACUAUAACAGAACACCGGAGAACAACUACAGACCCGACAACUACCGCACCCCACAAGUCCGACCGCCUAUGAACGGGAACAGCCCGCACGCGCAGAACGCCCAUAACGCCCACAACAACCAUAACGCUCAUAACGCCCAAGUCCAGAACGCUCACAACCCUCAUAACGCCCACAACGCUCAUAACAGUCAAAUCGUCAACACGCCCAUGCACGCCCGAGGACCCUCCUUACCAAAUGUACCCACAAACGAUCACGCCAAAUACAGCGCACGCACAAACUCAGCGUCCCAAGCGGACUACAGCGGACGAGCGCCGCCAUACAAACCCGUGCCGCCGCCGAAACCCAAACACUACCGACCUCCCGAACAACCGCUCCAACAACACCAACAACAACACCCACAACAGCACCCACAACAACACCCACAACAACACCCACAACACCAACAACAAAUUAAUCAACAACAUCUCCCGCCGCAUCCACGGAAUGGAAGUAUGGACGUGUCAGUUCCCGGUACACACUACUCACACUCUCACUCACACUCGCAGCCACACCGGGCGCCCCACGGACACGGCUACCAUCAGCAAAACAUGUACGGAGGAGUCCAAGCGCAGUCACCACCGUACGCGCCUCCACCUCAUAGAGCCAUCAACCUCCCACACAACCCGCAUCUGAUUGAUUUAGCUGGCAGUAGAGAACAGCGCGGAUCAGCCUUCGAGCUGUACAGGAAGCCUCAACACAUGCACAACUUGAGCUCCGACGUCAUGAACUCCAGCUUGGAGGCAGAAGAGAAUUUCUCACCAAAAACUAAAAAGAAACUAUCUAAAAAGCCAUCGUUCAUUAAAAAUGCGGUCCUAGAUCUGUUCAGAUCUAAAACGAAAAACUCGCAGAAAGUAUCGCGACAGAAAUCGCUUUGCGAAAACGAUUUGCAACAGAGAUACGUCCAACAAGUGCCGGCGUUGAGACGAGAGAAGUCUGACCUCAGUGAUUUAAACACUCACAUGAGGAAUACACACAUCAGGAACCAAAUGUUGCAACGAAGCAACUCAUCCUCAUGCGAAAAACCGAACUUAAAACCGAUACUCAAAAGACAGAGCUCGUUCUGCGACGACAGAAACGGCUCAAUAUGUACAGUCAGAGAUUACGAAACGAAACCCGUCACUAGGAAUCUGAUACGACAGAAUUCUAUGUGCGAAAUAGAAACCGAACCUAAAGUUACCCCCCUACUACGUAGACAGAACUCACUCAUAGAAUAUAGUAGGAGAGGUGUGUACUCACCUAACCCUAACUUUAAUAUGAUCACCAAAAUAGAUCCCAUUUACCAAAGACAACAGCAAAUAAAACAUGAACCUUUCUACCCAACACAACCGCUACCUCCAGAACCUAUAUACCAAAGCAAAGAACAUAUUGUAUACGAUCCUAUACCUAAGCCGAGGAGAACAUAUACCUCUCUUUACGAUACCUCAAGCGAGAAUCCAUACGCGAGUAGAUCGGAAAUAUCAAAUCAAAGUUUCGAAAGCCCUUACGGCAAUCGUGAAACCGUAGCAAUGCCUCUACUAGAUCCUCCCUAUGCUACAAGAGCUGAAUGCAUGAGGGAAAGUAAUUAUGGUAAUAGAAACGAUAUGCCCGAAAAUCCAUACUCUCUGAAACAAGACGUGCCUAGAAAACCCGAAUCACUCUAUAGCGAAUUGCCCUAUGUGAGCAAAGAGCAGAUGUUGAGGCAAAGGAUGACGCCUGAAAGUCCGUAUGCCACUAAAGAGGAUAUGUUGAGACAAAGAUUCUCAGAAUCACCGUACAGUCCGAAAGACGAAAUGAUUAAACAAAGAAUGGAUGGCUCACUAACAUGUAAGGAACCGAUUUACGGUAAAAGAACAUACGAGCCACCACCGAGCACGUCCUGGUCUGAAAAUAAUACAUACGGCGUACGUCCAGAUAGAAGGUUGCAAACACCUGUUAACUUCAUAGGAAGAAUAUCACCUAUGAGCAAAUGUAUGAGUGAACCUCCGUAUGUUAGUAGAACAGAAAUGAUGGCACGAAUCUCCCAAACAGAAUCUCCAUACUCAACACGAUCUGAACUGAAAUCGAGUUGCUCUGAUAACGGUUACAAUAGAAACGACAGUCUCGAUCACUCCACAACCGUGAGGCCGGCCUCCGCGGAGUGUACGUACGUUACCAAACAAGAAAUACUAUCACAAAAGGCAGCUUUACUGGCCAACAAAGAACCUAUAUACGGUAGCAAGUUAGAGGAAAAGUUAGAGAUUAUAAAGCAAAGAAACCAAGCUAAAAAAGAAAAAAUAUAUCAAACCAGACUAGAAACGAACGACAGUGACUCAAUGAAAAGCAGAGAACCGUUGUAUGUUUCUAAGAGGGAAUUAAAAGAUAGUGUCAUAUAUGAGUCUAAUCAGGAAGCGAAAGAAGUACAACCAGUCAGUCAGGAGGGCAGCGCUAGGAGCAGUCCUUACGAACUGAGCGACGCGAACCAUCUAUCACGACGAGAGUCACUGUACCAAACAAAAGCAGAGGCAUUAGACAGUGAAGUCGAAAAGUUCCAAGAAAUAGAUUUCUCAAAACUAAGAUUAACGGAAUCCAAAACCGAUGCAGAAAAAGAAAAAACAAAGAAUUUAGAGAACAACAUAUUGAAAGGCGAACCGCAGUACGCGCCGAGAUUGCACGGAAAAGUCGAUCAUAUAUCAAACGCGCUUAAAGUAACCACAUCCCCAACUCCUUACGAUUCGACCACUUCAAUGGAAACACAUUACGCGUCAGAGUGUAGUAUGAACUUCGAGAACAAGCCGCAGAGCACUCCUUACACGUCACAAGAUUUACAAGAUAAAUCUAAAGCCAAUCGAACAGUGACGUUUUGUGAACAAAUAUUAGAAAAGAGUCCAGAGACUAGCGAGGAUAAAUCUGAAAAUACGACCGUAGGAAACGAAACUACAGUCAUUAACGAUAGUACAGUCAUCAAGACUGAUAGCGAAAACGCUGAUGACUCCGCGAAUAAGACAGAAGUGCAACCAGACGGUCCUCAUACAACUUGGGGUAUAUUCGACAGUGAGGGUGGAGUUUUAGAGGACAGGCAUUGGGGUGUAUCCCUCAUCAUCCCGCCUAAAGCCAUCGCGCCGGGAAUCAAGCAAAAGAUCUAUUUUACCGUCUCUGACCCGCGACUGAGCCAGCGAGUUGGUGGCCCGCCCAUCGACCUAGAUAACGGUGAGGCGAUGCUGUCACCACUAGUGAUGUGCGGUCCGCAGGGUCUGGUAUUUUUAAAACCGGUGACGUUACGAUUACCGCACUGCGCUAACGCGGUCCCAUCACUAGGACUCACAAUCAAGGCGACAGACACGGAGGCCCACUUGAGCACUGACUGGGAUCAAAUACAUCUCCCGGCGACAACAACACUCAACACCGUCGCUGUCAAAGUUGAUCAUUUUUAA